CUCUUGGUUACAGCGUUCUUAUCAUCGCAUUGAAUCACUACAUCAAUUCAAUAGACAACACCACUUGAAGAAAAUCUACUACUACUCACCCUAACUACUGCAUCAUGGGCGAACACGAACCUAUUGUGUCGCACGGCCGGGGAGGCCAAGGAAACAUUGGCGCCGACUCCACCGAAUACGUCGACGGCGGCAUAGUCCGCGAAGGAGUCUACGGUGACCAAGGCGACGGCGCCUACUCAGCCGGCAGAGGCGGCGCCGGCAACAUCGGCUCCCCGCACGUGCGCCCGACAUCCAAGAUCCCACACGACGCGGAGAUAGUUCCCGAGUUGGCGAUUCGGCAGUCUGUUGAUGGGGAUUAUCAUACUGGGCGCGGCGGCCAAGGUAACGUGCACCUCGACGAAGAACAUAGGAAGGAAAAGGAGGAGAAGAAGCAUAAGGGGCCUGCACAUGAGGGGUUGGCUGAUAAGUUGAAGCAUAAGUUGUUUGGGAGGAAGUAGAUCAUCUUUUUCUUCUGCCACUCUUGGUAGAUGGUUGGUUGGUUGUUGAUGAGAUGGGAGGAGAUGAGGGUGAUGGGGUGGGGAAGGGUGUUCUAUUGUUAUUGUUGUUGCGCUUGAUUUGAGAUUCCCUGUUGCUUGUUUUGUUUCAUGCUGCUGAUUGCUAGAAGUAAUACAUCUUUCUUUGGUUUGGUUCUUCUAUGAUGUGGGUCUUUUUUUCUUUUCUUUCCUUUUGUCUCAAUGGGGCUGGCUUUUCCAUUUUACUGGAAGGUGUACUGACUGACUAGUACGAUUUGAUAUACAUGGGCCAUUACUGAGUAUCUAUUCAAUAUCGGACAGCAAGUAGGAAGGUAUUCAUCACCCUGAUCCAGUCACACUACCCUACCAUUACUCACAACUUCACCCGUAUCAAUCAACAUCAUACUGGCUAGUAUCUCAUGCACUGUCAUGGCAGAGAAAUAAAAGGUAAGGAGGAA
Messenger RNA from Aspergillus eucalypticola CBS 122712, 970 nucleotides. Its product is annotated as DUF3602 domain-containing protein. The record is from RefSeq and is a predicted model, not a curated record. Lineage: Eukaryota; Fungi; Ascomycota; Eurotiomycetes; Eurotiales; Aspergillaceae. The coding region runs from base 105 to 497 and encodes 130 amino acids. The transcript is spliced from 5 exons.